This is a messenger RNA of Psylliodes chrysocephalus, 6102 nucleotides long. NCBI's taxonomy places the organism in Eukaryota, Metazoa, Arthropoda, Insecta, Coleoptera, Chrysomelidae. The record is from the annotation of a GenBank genome assembly.
AUGACACUACCCUUCAAAGAUGUUAAAAGAGAUUUUUAUAUUAGAGAAAAAAAUGAUAUAUCAGAUUUUUUACCUCGCGGAGCGGUAUUAUUUCAAGAAGAUUAUUGGAAACAUGCAAAACAAUUAAAUUUCGAAGGUUUACCGGAUUUAUUUCCCCCAGAAUUGCGUGAUUGGUAUCCGUUUGUGAAUGCUUACUAUCCUUAUGGAAGUUGCGCGGAUCCAACAGAAAGGGUUCAACAUCUACUUGAUAUCAAACCUGCCUCAAUGCCGUUGCCGAAACCAGAUGCCGAUGAUGACGUAAUAAACUUUCCAUAUAGCGAAAAGGAAGCUCAGCUCGCAUACCUGCAAACCCCUCCACUCAGCUUUAUAAUUUUGGGUAAACCUGGUAUGAACGAAGAAGAGUUAGGACGUAAGUUAGCAGAUAACUGGCAAUGUGUAUAUAUCGAACCGCAAACACUAAUCGAGCAGGAAAUUGUAAGCAGCAGCAGGACAGGUCAGUGCAUUGAGUACAACUUAAGACUGGGCAGGUCAAUAGGAAUAGAUGUUGUUCUAAGAUUAGUCAAAAAAAGAGUUAACACGCAAUCGGCGAAACAUCGUGGCUUCGUAAUUUGUGGACUACCAUUAAUGGGUAUGUACUGUUACAAGGAGGAGCCUAUGAUAUCGGAAUCUGCUAUAUUCGCUGCAAAAUAUGUUGUUGAGGAUAUUUUAGAUAUUACUUUCGAUAAAGCUAAAGUGCCGUUGACUCCAGAAAUUGUAGAAAUUCCACCUCCAGUUAUUCCUGAACCUCCUGUCGAAAACGAACAAGAUGAAAACGAAGAUGAAAACGAAGACGAAUUAGAUGAAAACGAAGCGGAACCGAACAAAGAAGAAUCUGAAAAUGUGUUUGAACACAUAGAAUUGGCAUUGCCACAGGAAGCACAUCAAGCAUUUGAUGAACCAACUAUUCCUGUAGACUUAGGAGAAGAACAGGAUAUAUGCUAUCCUCCAGAAAUUGGUAUUAACUAUGAGAGUCAACUUAAUUUCUUGUUCGAUUUAUUACAGCCUCCGUUUAUGAUGAUUUAUUUGAUAUGUAGUCCUAGGGACUGCAUCCUUAGACGAAAAAAUUCAUUGUUUCAUAUCUAUUCGAAAACAGAAAUAGAUUUAGUUAAAGAAAACACGAACAAACUACUUUAUAAUUACUAUUCGUACCGUCCAGAAGUUUUCAACGAGGUACCCCUUGAUGUAUUCGAGACAUACUUUCAUAAUGUGGUUCUGGAAAGUAAAGGUUUGCAGCAUUUAGUGGUUCUUCCGACAAAUUUUCCAGCUAACAUUGAGGCUCAACUAGAUGUUUUCUAUCACACGGCAAUACAUUUCUUAGAUCGCAGGAUUAUGACCCACGAUCCCGAAUAUUUUUUGAAAGUAGACGCCCGUACGAGCACCACAAGGAUGUUUCACAUUAUUAAAAACAGGAUGUGCGUUCUUCCAAUUCAGAAGGUAAUAAUUCCACAACGUAUAAGCUACGAUCAACCAUUAAUUACGCCAACAGCUGCAGAAGAAGGUGAAUCUCAAUUAUUAUCUAAAAGACAAAUUCUCGAUUAUCAGUAUGAGGUUUUACGAAAAGUGGGUACACCUUAUGAACACUUCAAAUGGAAUUGGUCUGAUUGGGGCAAAAAAUGUCCGGUCUCUUUAAAGGACAAUUGUUGUGCGAUUAGAGGUGACCCAAACUAUGCCGUACAUUUCCUGAACAAAAUAUUCUUUUUGGCAAACGAAGAUGCUUAUUUGAAAUUUUAUCGAAAUCCGCGACCGUACUUAAAAAAUUUACGUCCUGAAAAAACGUGCAAAUUUUUCAUAUUUGGACCACAGGCUUCUGGUAAAACUGCCGUUGCUCAAUGCCUAGGAUACGCAUUCAAUGGAGAGGUGGUACGAACAGGUACCGUUGAGCUUGAUUUUAUGGAAGAGAAAGAGAAAGAAUUUUAUGCCGAAAUAAGAGCGAAGGCCACAGAAGAAGGAAUAAACAUUUUAAACAACCAGCGAAAGGUCGAUGCGGAACUUGCGGAAGCUGAACGAAUUAAGAACAUCAAAGAGUGGGCAGCGAAAAUAGUAGACAUGAUAAAGCACCUAAAAAUAUUAUUGCUCGAACGGGAAAAUGAAUUAAAAGGUGAGACGAAGCUUGAAUUGUCGUCUUUUCCUAUGGCAAUGGCUAAGGUCGAAGUUACAGCUUUGGAGACAGAAGUUAGUAUUGCAAUAAGCUCAAUUCGAGAGGAGUUGGGCAAUUUAAACCUUCCUUCAGCCCUGGAAAUUUCGGAAUAUGAAAAAUUACUGGUUAGUAAAACUAAAUUAUUCGCUUUUGUGCCUCCUUAUUUAAGAAAGAAAAUUGUUGCCGAACCUGCAACCGAGACUGACGAUUUUGUAAUUGAUUACGUAAACCAAGCGUUAGCCGGAGCAAAGUUUUUGGGUGGUAAAGAACUUAUUCAAGAAAAUAUGAUCCAACUUGUUAUAAAGGCAAUAAAACAAGUUGAAGACUCAGCUCGUGAGGCUGGAAAUAUUAGAGGAGGAUGGCUUGUUGAUGGUUUACAAAGUGAUCCCACUUUGGUGAAAGGAGUAUGUUCAGUUUAUAUGCCGGAUAACGUAAUUCAUUUAAAAGACCAAGAUGACUAUGAAUUUCUGAGAGAAAGAUACAAGACCAGAGGUGCCAAUAGAUUUAGUGACUUCAAAGAAUUUUUUGUAGAACUUGGUGACUAUGUUGCGGCUGAUAGAUCUCCUUCUCAAGAGUCUGAUUUAACUUACAAGACAAUUUUGGCAAAGGACAUUUUAUCAGAGAUAUUUGAAAGUCCAAAACUUGAUGGAAGAUCUGCAUCAGGUAAAUUAGUAAGAGAUGAAAAUUAUUACACGGAAAUAUUAAAAUUUAAACUCCAAUGGCAAGAAUUAGAAGAGUUCUUCUUUGACAAAGGAAUAGAUGUUAUAGAUCUCAUAGUGACCGAUAAAUCCAUACCUCAAUUAUUAAAGGAUGCAAUUAAAGCCGUAGAGGAUUGGUAUAGAGUGACUCCGUCGCCGUAUUCCGAUGAAGAUGCAGCUGAAGAAAUUAUGGGACUGGCUGCUCCCUUACCAGAGCAAAUUGGCGAAGAAACCUUGACAGACAUACAGGAAAAUAUACCAGAAGGAGCUGGGGAAAUUGAGAAGCCAGAAGCGUUUAGACGCUAUGGAGACACAUUCCAUUAUUGUCCAGUUACUUUCAGCGAAUACUGGGUUUUGUGGAAAGGCAAAGAUGAAUUUGCUGUUAAAUUUAAAGACCGUGUUUAUCUUUUAAGCAAUCAGCAAAAUUAUGAAAAAUUUUUAUUUUCACCUAGAGCUUAUUUACCUAACAAACCACCUGAUAAAAUGCCGCCACCAAGGAUUUGUAUCAUGGGUUGUCCGGCAUCUGGAAAAACCACAUUAUCUCGUGCUUUAGCAAAUAAUUACGGUAUUGAGUAUGUCAGUUACGAAUCACUUGUAAAAGCCGAAUUCCAUAUAAAUAAUAAUGACACAUUUGAAAACUUGAAAAAAAGCAAUUUUGUUGAUAAACAAUUGCGCGCCUAUCUUCACGAAAAUAUCCCAUUACCCGGACGUUUUUACAUAACUAAAUUAGCGAGUUUGUGGUUUAAGAAACCUAUUAAAGAAUUGGGCUUUGUAGUAGACGAUUUUCCAAAGCGACCGUGCGAUGUCGACAUUAUGAUUCAAUUAAAAUUAAUACCUGAUAUCAUCAUCGAAUUUGCAGGCGAUGAAUUGUAUAUAAAAAAUCAGUUAAUGCACGAACGUCUGAGUGAAUGGCAGGAACAUUUAUCGGCUUAUGUUUUAGAAAAGGAAAGAGAAUUUCAGGAAUUAAUGCGCGAUUGGGAAGAAAAUCUUCCGAAAAAGUUUAACGCUCUCUUGGAGGAAAAGCGAGAAGAGCGUUAUGCGCAGAAACGGAAACAAAAGGAAGCCGAACUCGAGGAAAAGCCGCUAGAGAAACAAGCGUCUCAAGUCAGUUUCGAUUCGAUUGCCGAUCAAAAAGAUAUCGACGAAAUCAACCGAUUGCUAGAUAUAACUAUGCCCGCUUUUAUUCCUGGUCCAAUAGAAACCGAUGAUGAAAUGAGAACAAAGUUAAAUGCUCAAAUUGCGGUACAUUUUGAUUCCGAAUUGAAUUAUAUAAAAAUUAUAAGAGACAAAUGCAUUCUCGAGCAGUUACCGUACGCUAAAAUGCCAAUUGAUGAAAACGAUUAUGAAAAAAAUAUUCGAUUCGUUUAUUGUAUAACGGAAGAUUACAAAUAUCGUAAUAACUCUCAUUUUGAAAGCUUCUGCGACGUCCCUUUCGAUCUUUCAGAAAGACUUCUGGCGUCUGGUUACUGCUUCCUUAGCAAAUACGGUAGAUUAUGCCCAGUUGAGUAUCACAAACAAAAAAAUCCUUUUUUAAAACAUCCUCUCACAAAGAAACAGUUCAAUAUAUUUCCAAUUAUUCACAGGACCUUUAUAUACUUUAUUGACGGCGAAGAAAAUGUCAACAUAUUUAAAAAAAAUCCUCUAUUUUACGUUACCAUAAAAAGAGUCCAGUAUCCCUUAGUGCCUCUAAAAUUGGCCGUUACCGGACCUCCAAAAUGCGGGAAAAGUACUCUAGCAAACAGAAUCGCUGAACAGUAUACCAUGAAAGUAAUUACACGAGGAAAGUCAGUCAGAUACGUUUUGGAUUUCCUGCCCUUUUCGAAUUUGGCUCAUACUAUGGAACGAGUUCUAAGACGGGGAUGGGAAGUUACUGACGAGAUGAUUGCCAAAUGUGUUGAAGCUGCUUGCAUCAGUUUUCGUGGCUCCACUCAAGGCGUUGUAUUCGACGGUUUCCCUAACACCAUCAUCGAAACAAGACACUUGUCGUACUUUGGAUUAGCACCGCACCUAGUAAUAGAUAUUCAAGCUACCAAAGAACAAACGUUAGAAUGCUACACAUACGACCAAGGACGAAGAGGUUUUCCCAAAUAUAGUGUGGAAUUCAUAAAGCAUCUUCGUAGAGAAUGGAAGGGAUACGCAAACGAUUUUCAAUAUUGGUUCGACAGAGAAUAUCAGCUAAUGUAUAAAAUUCCAAUCGAUCCCAGUCUUUGGUCGAUUUGGUAUCAAGCCAAUAAAAUCAUUAAAACGGUUACAUUUGAAAUUAGACAUUACUUUAUUAACUGCCAUAAAGAUUGGCCGUUGCGUUUGUCUUACAUGCAAGUAACGCCUUUGGAGUUUUUAGAAAGGAAAAGUGCUUACGAUUCGUUUUGUCCAUGUUGCCUCCUCUUAGACGAUGUGCUCACUACUGGUGGCUCACCUCCUGACAGAACGGGUUUAAUACAAUGGCGACGGUUUUACUAUUGGGUUUGUAAUAAGCACAUGAAAAAAUUUCUAAGAAAACCAGAUACUUUUGUUCUCCCAUACGGGCGAUCCCCACCGGAGCAUCUACCGUCCGUUUUAAACUUGAAAGAUUCGCAACCGAAAAAUCUUUAUGAAGAUGGCUACUGCGUUACUUGCUUUAAAGAUAAUACUAUUUUGGUAAAGGGUGACUUAAGGUUUGCAAUAUAUUUUAAAGAAAAAACUUAUCUUUUCGAUAAAUUGGAGUGUUUGCAGAAAUUUCUCAAAAGACCUCUUUUAUAUUGUUUCGGUAUUAGCUUCAGACCUCCUGACAACUACCCUGGUCUAGAUUACAAAGAACUACCUGUACUAGGGAUGUUAGAACAGUAUGUUGCUGGAGAUGUAAUCAGAGCAAUACAAUUUAUCUCUAGAAGGAGACCAGUUAUUCCUGGAUUGAGCGUAGUUGUUUCGGGUGUUAUCGGUAUCGGUUUACAUCUGAAAGUUAGCAAUUUAAAACUUCCUUCAGAUUAUAUACAGCGUUACAAAGAGGCUAGUGAAGUGUACUAUUCAAGAAGAAGUAAAUUACUUAAUUAUCUAGAUAGAAUGAAGAGGAUCAUUAAUCCAUAUUUGCACUAUGAGGAACCAUUACCGCCCUUUCGUUAUUUGGCAUCUAGUAAAUCCAGUAGUAUUAGUACUUAUACUCAUAUGACUAAUUUAGUUGAGGAAAUGGCGGACAAUGCCGUUAACAUUGUUAGAAAACAAAGUGCUUUAAGUGGUGGUUUACUGGAUUAA